Messenger RNA from Raphanus sativus (radish), 1530 nucleotides. RefSeq names its product xyloglucan endotransglucosylase/hydrolase protein 14. Gene Ontology annotation, molecular function: xyloglucan:xyloglucosyl transferase activity; hydrolase activity, hydrolyzing O-glycosyl compounds. Gene Ontology annotation, biological process: xyloglucan metabolic process; cell wall biogenesis. The record is from RefSeq and is a predicted model, not a curated record. NCBI's taxonomy places the organism in Eukaryota, Viridiplantae, Streptophyta, Magnoliopsida, Brassicales, Brassicaceae. The coding region runs from base 493 to 1347 and encodes 284 amino acids. The transcript has 3 exons. Gene Ontology annotation, cellular component: cell wall; apoplast.
UUUUCAUACAAUUGCUAUAGUAUUUCCUUUUGUUUUGAUAUGAUGACUAUUAAAAUCGAAAGGUAUCACUUAUAAAUUCUGAGAUUCUUUUAUUGAUAUUCCUCAAGCAAAAAUUUAUGCUAGUUAAUCCGACCUUGUAAUGAUAACGGUAGAAUUGUUCAACCCUACUAAUUUAUAAAUGGCAAUUUGAUCUAAACUAAUAUUUUAGUAAAUGUGAAAAUAAUAUAUAUUUGGGUGACAGAUACACAAUAUAUAGUUAACUAUUGACAGAAGAAAAAAUAAUAUUUUAGACGCAAAAAUUCCACGACGUUGAAUCGUGUAAGGCCGAAUAUUUCUUAAUUUAAAUAUUAGUAUAUAAAAAAGUUAAGACUACCACGUCGGUAAUGUGCCUCCACGAAACUCUCUUUAUAUAAUCUCAUUUCAGACUCAUCUAAAUACACGACAAAGCAUUUAUCUUUCACGGCAAGAAACAACAAAGAGCACCGGUGAAAAAUGGCUGUUUCCGCAACCAAAAAGCCUUUGUUGUUGUUGUCUCUCUUCUUCUUUGUCGUGGCUGCAUCUGCCGGAAACUUCUACGAGAGCUUUGAUAUCACUUGGGGAGAGGGUCGUGCCAAAAUACUCGAGGAUGGACAGCUUCUCACUUGCACUCUUGACAAGACCUCCGGCUCGGGGUUUCAAUCCAAGAAGGAGUAUUUGUACGGUAAGAUCGACAUGAAGCUCAAGCUUGUCGCUGGAAACUCCGCUGGUACUGUAACCGCCUACUAUCUUUCAUCGAAAGGCGCGACAUGGGAUGAGAUUGACUUCGAGUUCUUGGGAAAUCUCACCGGACAGCCUUACACCAUCCACACCAAUGUCUUUACCGGAGGUAAAGGUGACCGCGAGAUGCAGUUCCAUCUCUGGUUCGAUCCCACCGCUGAUUUCCACACAUACACCGUCCACUGGAACCCUAUUAAUAUCAUCUUUCUUGUGGAUGGGAUCCCAAUCAGGGUGUUCAAGAACAACGAGAAAAGUGGGGUGGGUUUCCCUACGAGCCAACCGAUGAAAAUAUACUCAAGCCUUUGGGAAGCUGAUGACUGGGCUACGCAAGGCGGUCGCGUGAAGAUUGACUGGAGCAACGCACCAUUCAGCGCCUCCUACAGGAGCUUCAACGACCAAAGCGCAUGUAGCAGGACCUCGAACGCAACAUGGGUGGCUUGUGACGCAAACAAAGACUCGUGGAUGUGGACCUCUCUCAAUAACCACCAGUACGGACAGAUGAAGUGGGUGCAGGACGAAUUUAUGAUCUACAACUAUUGUACCGAUUAUAAGAGGUUCCCUCAGGGUCUUGCCAAGGAGUGUAACCUUUAAACCAACUUGGUUAAUUCUACUUUGAGAAUUUUCGAGCAUUUUCGUCAAUGAUUUCUUUUCCCUUUUUGUUUUACUUCAUACUUGUGAUGAUACUUUGAUUUAUUCUUUUGGUGUUUCUGGGAUACGAUAAUACACGUAUAUGCAAUCUUACUGAGAAAAUAACAAGUUAUACUUGGUAAUACA